This is a messenger RNA of Cryphonectria parasitica EP155, 546 nucleotides long. Its product is annotated as NADH:ubiquinone oxidoreductase 18.4kD subunit. NCBI's taxonomy places the organism in Eukaryota, Fungi, Ascomycota, Sordariomycetes, Diaporthales, Cryphonectriaceae. Bases 1 to 546 code for a protein of 181 amino acids. The transcript is spliced from 3 exons. The record is from RefSeq and is a predicted model, not a curated record. Gene Ontology annotation, biological process: mitochondrial electron transport, NADH to ubiquinone.
AUGUCCGCAACCUACCUUCGGUCAGCCCGCGGGCUAACACGCCUUGCCCAGCGAUCAUUCACCACAACAGCGCGCCAAUUGGAGCAGAAAGCCGUCACGCCCGCACCGUCGACCGAGUCCCCAGUGCCCAAAAAGGAGAGCCAGGUGCCGACGGAGCUGCCCCAGGCGCCCAACAGGAAAGAAAUCUGGUCACGGAGUCAGCGGCCGCGCGAUGUCGCCAUGACCGGUCCUCGCUUCGAGCAGACGGACUUCGACUUGCAGCCUCAAUCCUAUUCCGCAAUGGAGCUCGUCCACAAGCAGCCCGUCCGCUGGACACACGACCGCGUGGUGGCCUGUGACGGCGGCGGCGGCCCUGCUGGACACCCGCGGAUCUUCAUCAACACCGACAAGCCUGAGAUUGCUGUCUGCAACUACUGCGGUCUGCCAUAUGCUAACGAGCACCACCGUGAGCAUCUCGAAUCCCUACCGCAGACAUCAUAUCCUCUCGAAGACACCGAGGGUUUGGGCGCCGUCCCGCCUCUGUCGAGGCCUCACCCACCUCACUAG